Molecule: messenger RNA, 2155 nt
Organism: Cataglyphis hispanica
Lineage: Eukaryota; Metazoa; Arthropoda; Insecta; Hymenoptera; Formicidae
Exons: 8
Coding region: 1-921 (306 amino acids)
Source: RefSeq, a predicted model, not a curated record
AUGAUAAACACGUGGAUUUUCGAACGUUGUGCGCCGAAGAAUUCCUAUUAUGGAAAUCAUUCGAUCGCGGGUCGUUUAACGGUCGUUCGAUUUAGUCUGUCUUCGACGACGGUUCAAGCUGGCGGACGAAACUCGCCAAUCACUAAUGCAGAAAAUUUAGAGACAACAUCGCUUUAUGUGACCAAUAUAUCUUCUGAACUCUAUCCAUUAAAUAUUAAUAAAUGGAAUGAUAUAGAUUGGGAUGUUAUCGAAAAAUUUGAAACAGAUCCUAUAAAGAUAACGCUACACUUAAUGUAUGAGUUUAUUGAAUAUAUAAACAUAAAUAAACCUUCACUAUUGUGUUGUAAUGAUAUAUGGAGUUUUAGAGAGUUAUAUGACAUUACUAAGAUAUUAGCAUAUAAAAACAUUAAAGAUGAAAUAAGGCUUACGUACAAAAAUGAAUUCACGCCACCGCCGAAAAAGAGGAGAAGAAACAUUAAAUUCUGUGUGGGCAUGAUAAUAAAAUACUUCGUAGAUAUUCGCGUGCCUAUCGGGAAAGGAGUAAUUAUCGGUUGGCAUUAUAGAUGCCGAUCCACGAUCUUACACAAAAAUUUAUUGUUGGCUUUCCCAAGUUUAUGUGGAAGCAAUUUAUACAAUAUUGACCUUUGCAUGCAUGAUUGUAAAAUAUCAAUGUUUGAGCAUACUGACAAGACACAAUACUUUCAAAAACUACCCCAUUAUCUUUUAUUAAUGGAUAACAACACAUUGUGUUAUGCAGGGCAAUAUGCCAUUUCCAAAUGUGAGCCAACAUUUAUCGAUAACGCGGAGAUAGGCAGAUACUUCACUAAAUUCGAAGGUACACAUUAUGUACCAAACGCAAAAUUAUCAAAAGAGUAUCCAUAUGAUGCUGCUGUACUUCGCGAAAUACUUGCCAACCAAUAGUUUGUAUUACGUCAAAAAAGGUGUCCUCCUCCAAGAAAAAAUUAUAGCGUAAAAGAUUAUUAUAUUUAGCGAAAAUAUAUAUUAUAGCGAAAAAGAAUUUUUGGCUCAAUAGAUUUUCAAGAGCAAAUGAAAACAGGUUUCAAGUUUCUUAAAAAAUUACAUUAUUUUGUAGUUGCACAAUAGUCUCUUUUGCUCAUAUAAAGAUGAAAAAUUUGAAUGUUUAUAUGCAUUCCAUAAUUGCAAACUCCACAGUUUACUAUUUUGUUCUGACUGAGAUUCAUGGAAUUCUUUCUGCAGAAUCACUAGGGCAAACAUAUCAAUAUAUAAAAACACAUAUAUCAAAAUUGUUAAAAUACAAUCGAAUUGUCUACAAGCUAUGCCAAGAAUCUUUGAAUAUAACGAAGAGCAACAUCCAGAACAAUUCAAUAUUAUUGUCUUACAAUAUCUUCAGCCGCAUGCGUCAUAUUCGAUUAUAAAAUGGCUGCAUGAAAUUCUAGAUGAACAAUGCCGCUUUAUGGGUGUAUCAAUUUGUAAGAUAGUCUUUGUGAGUUUCUGAGAAAUUUUUCUUUUGGGACAAUAAGGAAAAAAAGAAAGAGGACAUCUGUUUUCUUAAAGAAUUAAUACUUUCUAAAUUAUUACUUUCUAAAUUAAAAGAUACGCCAAUUAUGGGACCAACGAUAUUAUUAGAUAUCCUUUUAACGUAAGAGAAAAAGAGAUAUUUGAGAGAAAAAUUCUAUAAAUUAUUAUAAUUAUAAUGCGCUGCGCGCGAUAGAUGCAUAACUAUGCAUCUUUAUAUAAUUUUUAUAAGUACAAAAAGUGUGAGCUUUUAUAUAAUUUUAAUAUAUUAAUUUUAAUAUAAUUUAUAUAAUAUAAUUCUUUAAACAUAAUUUAAGCCACAGAUAUCAGCAUGUUUUCAAAUCAUUUUUUACUACUGCAUAUUAUAGUCCAGCAAGAAGACUUGGAUUAUACUUGAAAUUAAUACCAUUAUAUCUAUAUUCAGAUUUAAGUUGUAUAAAAACUUAAAUAGUGUAUAAAUAAUUUUAGCUUUAGAAUGAUUUGCGAACUCAAUCUAUUUGAUUUUUAUUUUUACAUAUAUUGUGCAUACUUUCAGUACAGACAUAUAUACGUAUAUACAUUUAAAGAAUGUCUAUCGUGUUAAUGAUAUUUAACAUUGUAUAUCAACUUUAUAUAAAAUAGUAUUUUUUAUGUGUUUUUAUUUUUUUUUUGUCUAUUU